AUGUGGCUCAUCAACGUCAAUACUCUCAAGCUGGAGGAGCACUUCAACCCCGACGUUCCAUAUGCCGUGCUCUCCCACACCUGGGGCACUGAGGAAGUUUCCUUUCAGGAAUUCAAAAAUUCCGAUGAGGCCGUUUGGAGCAAAAAGAGGGAAGGAUUUCGCAAGAUUUUUGAGACGUGCCGACUGGCCAGUCUCCUAGGCCUACACUAUGCAUGGGUCGACACCUGCUGCAUCGACAAGACGUCGAGUGCCGAACUCUCCGAGGCUAUCAACUCCAUGUUCCAAUGGUACCAGUCCUCGAGAAUCUGCUUUGUCUAUCUCGCCGACAUGCACGACACUGCCCACUCAUAUACUUUUUAUGAGAACUUGAAGGCCUGCCGGUGGUUCACCCGCGGCUGGACUCUCCAGGAGCUUAUUGCACCCAAGAUGGUUACUUUUUACAACUCUUCUUGGAAGCUGCUAGGAAAUAAGCAAACCCUGGCCAGACAGUUAACCUGGAUAACGGGCAUCGAUCGUGCCGUGUUAAGCAACAAGGUCUCUUUGGCUGAGAUCCCCGUCGGGACUCGCAUGUCGUGGGCUGCGAAACGACAGACAACCCGCCUUGAAGACUCGGCAUACUGCCUACUUGGGCUUUUCGAGAUCAAUAUGCCAUUGCUUUAUGGGGAAGGCACCAACGCCUUUGCUCGGUUGCAGUCAGAGAUUCUUCAAGAAACGAACGAUCUAUCGCUCCUAGCUUGGACGUCAGACACCACGGACCCCGAGCGGCUUCAGCUGUACAGCGGCGUGCUCGCAACAUCUCCAGACCAGUUCGUCGUCUGCUCGAACCUCGAGAUAAUCAGUACUCAGCAGCUCAUUAGCGAUGCCGAAAUUCUUGUGCGAAAAUCUUACUUGCAACUUUCGGCCGAAUUACACGCUCGACAGUUCGCCUCUCACGAGACAGAAACCGCCGACCACAGCGAAUAUGUGCUGUCUCUUUGUUGCAGGCAAAAGCAUGGAACGCCGCCUACGCGGACUUGGAUAUGCAUGGGCCUGUCCAAAGUACCAUCUGGUUACAUACGUCACAAACCAUGGAUGCUCGUCGAGCGAUGGGGAGACAACGACUGGUCAUACGAUAAGAAGGCCAAACCAUUAAAGCUUCUACGACAUAUUGGUUUGGUGGGUUCGAACAAGCUCCAGGAUGCCAGAUUCAAGCGCGCCGUAUUCGUUCGACUGGACAGCAACCUCGGAGGCCAACAGAAUCCCGACCCGACCUUGACGGCGAUACCAGACACUCUAUGGGAUGGCCUACACGGUGUGUUUCUGGACAAAGACGGCGCACAGUUCCCAUCCUCUCCCUACCUCGUUCAAAUCACGCUGCCCCAUCACACCUCGACGGCGAAGCUGCUGCUCGUGUCACUGAUUUCGAGAGCGCAAUCCAAAUCCCCCGAACGCUGGGCUAUGCUGCUGAGCGACUACCAAGAUCCGAUAGGGAAGGCCUUCUGGGCCCAGCUGGGUGACUGGGACCAGUCCUCGACACUACGGAGUCGCUUGCCCAUGGCCAUGCUGUCCAAAAUGACACGGUCGAGGCAGCUAUCGAUCGCAUCCGCGGAUCAGGCAGUGUUUCCUGAACCCGCGGAAGGUGUUGCGACGCCCGCGAGACCAGCUUCGCGCACACUUCAGAUAUCUGAACACCGUCGUAUUACUGCGACGAUUAGCAUUGUGCCGAACGAUGCGGGCGACGAAGCAUGUAGCAUUAUAGUGUCCAUCCAAGACGUUGAUGCAAGACUUCACGGCGAGUCUCAGAUAGCAGCGACGAACGGAGCCACAGGGGUCCUCGAGAACCUCUUUGGUCCCCGUUCGCGAUCUUUCCUCCGGUCCGCAAGGUGGAGCACUAUAUAG
Molecule: messenger RNA, 1878 nt
Organism: Colletotrichum karsti
Lineage: Eukaryota; Fungi; Ascomycota; Sordariomycetes; Glomerellales; Glomerellaceae
Product: HET domain-containing protein
Exons: 1
Coding region: 1-1878 (625 amino acids)
Source: RefSeq, a predicted model, not a curated record